Molecule: messenger RNA, 5178 nt
Organism: Amphiprion ocellaris (clown anemonefish)
Lineage: Eukaryota; Metazoa; Chordata; Actinopteri; Pomacentridae
Gene: il10rb
Product: interleukin 10 receptor, beta
Exons: 8
Coding region: 123-1373 (416 amino acids)
Molecular function (GO): protein binding; interferon receptor activity
Source: RefSeq, a predicted model, not a curated record
UCGCUAUUACAGAUGCAGUCCAUUUGAGCCGACUCCAAAUCCGGCCGAAGAGUUCCUUCGCGAUCAUCACACGAUUAACUCGUUGGAAACAUUAACUGUCAGGACCUGCCAAAAUACCAACCAUGUCCGCUGCUCUUUACCUCUGCCUUCUGUCUUGGUACCUCCACAACAGCGCUGCUGAAGCAGAGCUGGCCCCACCAUGGGACGUGACCAUGAGCACCAUGAACACCCAUUACAUACUGAGCUGGGACUGGGAUCAGAGUGCUGCAGGCUCUCACAAUGUCACCUUCACCACACAAUAUGUUGCGAAGUACAAGCUGAAGUCCAAGAAGAAGAGUCUGAACUGGUCUACGUCAUGUGAGGAGACGUCAGAGAGGUCAUGUGAUCUUACAGCAUGCAACCUGCACUACCUCGGCAUUUACAUGCUUCGUGUACGAGCCAACGUGAACGGGCGUCACUCCACCUGGGUGCAGAAGGAAUUCUGUCCUGAUAAAGAUGCUGCUGUGGGAGCUCCAACCAAAGUUAACCUUGUUCCUGCUGGAAGUGACCUGGACGUUUUCAUCUCUGACCCUCUGACUAGCACCAACAGCUCAAUGAAGGAGCAUCUUCCCAAGCUGUACUACCAUAUUCUUUACUGGGAACGCUCUGUAGACAGACAGACCUCAACAACCCAGCAGGUAAGCAGCAGUGCCAAUGUGGUGACUUUGCCAAACCUGAAGCCCUGGACUUGGUACUGUGUGAGCGUGCAGACACGCUAUGACUUCUACAACAAGAGCAGCAGCUUCACCUCACCGCAUUGCGUGCAGACUGAAGGUGCUACUCCAUGGUGGCAGAUCUUUGUGUACUUCCUGGGCUCUCUUGUUAUCUGCUUUCUCGUCAUGCUGCUCUCACUCUAUGGCUCUUUUUGGUGCUGCAAGACCUUCAAGACAACAUUGUACCCUCCCAACCAGCUGCCCACACACUUUAAAGAGUACCUGUGUGACUCUCCGGCUUCUGACGUUCCACGCCUCCUCACACCAGAGUCGGAAUCAGAACUGCUGUGCGAUAACGUGACUGUCUGCCCAGAGCCAGCUGUCCUGGAAAUCCAUAACCCUCCACCUGAAGACUUUCCGAUACCAUCAGGCUUGGAGCCAGAGAGCAGUGGAAGACACAGUCGCCAGGGCAGCAGCAGCAGCAGUGGAGACUCUGGAGUUUACUCCACAGGAGGCAGCUCCAACUUGCGGCAGUCCAACAUCACCAAGUCCUUUGCAGAUGCUCAAGACUGCUGGAAGGGUAUAUUUGACUCAGAGCUAGUGAAGAUGCAGGAGAUGGCUCCAGAUGUUAAGAGUCAACCUCUGAUCACAGAUGAGAGCACUGUAGACAUUUCUGUCUGAAGCCAUGCACGGGAAAAGACAUUUAUUGAGAAGAGCAUGAUGCUAAGAGGAUGUCACAGAAGGUGCAGAUGUGGGGAGUGUGCAGUGUUCCCUUUUUGCACCUUUCACUGUGAAACAAGUAGAGGUAUGUGUGGUGUCUGUUAUAUAUAAUAUAUGGAAGAAAGACACAAGCUGAUGAGUGACAAACUCACAAGAAAAAAAAUGUUGUUGCAUCGGUGUUGCCAGCCUCCAUGUAGUGCUGAAGACAUGCCACCAUACUGCUGACUUGAGCUUUCUAAAAAUUAUAUGAAAAAUUCAGGUCCUUAUUUGGAGAACAUCAUAUUUACACCAACCAGGAGGUGCUGUUGAUGCUGUUUUAAAUAUAUUCUACAUUCCCUUCUCCUUGUCUCCAACCGCCACUGUCUUAACCCUGCAUUCAUGUUGUGAGUGGUCAAUGUGGGGCUUGAAUUUGACUGAGCUUAACAAAGAGGGAUGUAUCUCGAUAGCAAUCUGCAUUAGUCCUGGUUUCAAUCUUUGGCCGCCACAUUGCUUUCACACUCAAAUGAGAACAUUUUUGUGAUGUUAAAUUUUGGUAAUUUUGGCUGUGUUAAUGCAUGUGGCAUAACAUUUGGUAAAUGUGUAUACUUUGGGGGAAAUUUAAUUCUAAACUCAGCUCCCAUAAUGUAUACAUGUAUUAUAGUGUGUAAUAUUUACACUCCAGACCUUAAAGACCAAAAUGUCCCCAUGGAAACCCAUUAAAACUGCUAUUUUUGAUGUCCCUACCAUUACAUCAUGAAAAAUGAAAGUAAAUUGUGAAAUUUUUAAAAAUAUUUCGCCUAUGAAAUAAAUUGAGUUUUGGGGUGUUGGUAGGGAUGUCACAGUGUGCUAAAAAUGUAUAUGUAUGUGCAUAUAUAUAUAUAUAUAUAUAUAUAUAUAUAUAUAUAUAUAUAUACAUACAUACAUACAUACAUACAUACAUACAUACAUACAUACAUACAUACAUACAUACAUACAUAUAUAUAUACAUACAUACAUACGGUCAUGGAAAAAAUGAUUAGCCCACCCGUGUUUUCUUCAAUGUCUUGUUCAUAUUAAUGCCUGGUAUAACUAAAGGUACAUUUGUUUGGACAAAUACAAUGAUAACAACAAAAAUAGCUCAAAAGAGUUUGAUUUAAGAGCUGAUAUCUAGCCAUUUUCCAUGGUUUUCUUGAUAAUAACCAAAAUCACUUAAGUUCUUACAUCAAUAGCUAUGGCAUUGUACUGCUAAAAAACAGUGCUUUUAGGCAUUCCAUGUUGUCUUUUCUGCCUGUUUUAGUCAUAUGAUGCACACAGGAGUUAGUACUGGAUUGCAUAAUCAUUGUUUUUGAUGACUGCAGCCAUGCGUCUUGGCAUGCUCUCGUUCACAUUCUGACAUUGUUCUGCUGUCACAGCAGCCCAUUCCUGUUGCACAAAGUCAAACAAAUUUGCUUUGUUUUGGGGCUUGUGGUUCUCUAUUUUGCGUUUGAUGAUUUUCCACAGGUUUUCAAUUGGAUUUAGAUCUGGUGAUUGAGCAUUCCAAGGCACGGUUCGAAUGUUCUGGUUCUCCAUCCAGGCUUUAACUGACCUGGUUUUGUAGGCUUCUCCAGGCUUCCUCCUAACUGCUAAGUUGGCUGGAGUGGGCAUCAACUGAAAAUUGGAUUCAUCACUGAAGAGAACCUUAACCCAAUUAUCAACAGUCCAAACCUUGUGUAUCCAGCAAAGAGUAACCAGGCUUUCCUCUGAUUUCAUUGAUGAAGGGCUUCUUCUGUGCCCUGUGUGACUUAAGACCAGCUUCACAAAGUCGGUUUCGGACUGUCUUUGCCGAAUAAGUCAUAUUUCUCAACAGUGUCCGCUCAUUUUUAUGGUCCCUGGACGUCUGACAACAAUUCCUGACACAGGAACAGAUGAGUGCACGGUCAUUUCAUGGGAUAGAAAGAUGUUUCUUGCCACGACCAGCUAGCAAUUUGGUAGUACCAUGUUCGGCUUGUUUUUCCUUGGCGUAAUGAACGGCUGUCUUGGACAUGUUCAGUUUUUUCGCUACCUGUCUUUCACUCGUGCCAAUUUCCAGCAGUGCCAAGAUGGCUGCCUUUGUGGCUUUACAUAAUUGUUUUGUUUUUGGCAUUAUGUGAGAGCUGACAACUUCUGAGUUGUGCUACAACUUGAAUGUAAGCAGGAAACCACUUUAGGCCUUUCCAUGUGCAGUGCUGCUUAUUAUGUAAUGAGAUGCAUUUUUUGUCAUGUUCAUUGUAUUCUUCAGGUAAUGUACCUUUAGUGGUACCAGGCAUGAAAAUGAACAAGAAAUUGAAGAAAACAAGGGUGCUCUAAUGAAGCAAGAUAUAUGGAAUUAUGUAGAAAACAAUUGUGAAAUAAUUUUUUAAAAAUUUUAUAUUUUAGAUUCCUCAAAAUAGCCACCCUUUGCUUUGAUUACUGCUUUCCAAACCCUUGGCAUUCUCUUGAUGAACUUCAUGAGGUAGUCACAUGGCAUAGUUUUCACUUCACAAGUGUGCCUUGUCAAGGUUAAUUUGUUGAAUUUCUUGCCUUAAUGGAGUUGGAACCAUCAGUUGUGUUGUGCAGAAGUCAGGCUGGUACACAGUUGACAGCCCUAUUUGACAACUGUUAGAAUCCAUAUUGUGGCAAGAACUAAUCAGCUAAGAGAAAUAACAGUCCAUCAUUAUUUUAAGAACUGAAGGUCAGUCAGUCUGGAAAAUUUCAAAAACUUUGAAUGUAUCCAUCAAGCACUACGACGAAACUGGCUCUCAUGAGAACCGUCCCAGGAAAGGAAGAGUCACCUUUGCUGCUGAAGAUAAGUUCAUUAGAGUCACGAACAACAAUAAUAAUAAUAAUAAUGCCUUUAAUUUGUAAUGCACUUUACAUACAGAAUCUCAAAGUGCUACAAUAGGAAAAGUACAAAAUACAUUUAUAAAACAUUUCAGCCAGUCUCAGAAUCGCAAGUUAACAGCACCGCAGAUUCGAGCCCAGAUAAAUGCCACACAGCGUUCCAGUAGCAGACACAUAUCUACAUCAACUCUUCAGAGGAGACUACGCCAAUCAGGCAUUUAUGGUCAAAUAGCUGCUAAGAAACCAGUACUAAGGAAAGCAACAAGCAGGAGAGAUUUGUUUGGACCAGGAAACACAAGGAAUGAACAUUAGACCAGUGGAAAUCUGUGCUUUGAUGAGUCUAAAUUUGAGAUCUUUGGUUCUACCCACCGUGUCUUUGUGUGAAGCAGAAAAGUUGAACAGAUGGUCUCUGCAUGCAUGGUUCCCACUGUUAAGCAGUUGGACCAUCAUUUGUUUUUCAACAGAACAAUGACCCCAAACACGCCUCCAGGCUGUGUAAGGGCUACUUGACCAAGAAGGAGAGUGAUAGAGUGCUGUGUCAGGUGACCUGGUCUCCACAGUCAUCUGACCUAGACCCAGUUGAGAUGGUUUGGAAUGAGAUGGACCGCAGAGUGAAGGUAAAAUGGCCAACAAGUGUUCAGCAUUUCUAGGAACUCCUUCAGGACUGUUGGAAAACCAUUUCAGGUGACUAUCUCAUGAAGCUCAUCGAUAGAAUGCCCAGAGCAGUAAUCAAAGUAAAGGAUGGCUAUUUUGAAGAAUCUAAAAUAUAAAACAUGUUUUGACUUAUUUCACACUUUUUGUUCACUAUAUAAUUCCAUAUGUGUUCAUUCAUAGUUUUGAUGCCUUCAGUGAGAAUCUACAAUGUAAAUAGUCAUGAAAAAAAAAGAAAAACCAUUAAAUGAGAAGGUGUGUCCAAACUUUUGACUUGUAGUGUACCUGCACAUUAUGCAAUAAAUAGUUGAAAAUCCAA